This is a messenger RNA of Photinus pyralis (common eastern firefly), 915 nucleotides long. Its product is annotated as protein IMPACT-like. Gene Ontology annotation, biological process: regulation of translational initiation. Gene Ontology annotation, molecular function: protein binding. Bases 92 to 865 code for a protein of 257 amino acids. The transcript has 4 exons. NCBI's taxonomy places the organism in Eukaryota, Metazoa, Arthropoda, Insecta, Coleoptera, Lampyridae. The record is from RefSeq and is a predicted model, not a curated record. Gene Ontology annotation, cellular component: cytoplasm.
GUUCCUACUUUCCUAGGGAUUUUGCAGUAAAAAUACUGAAAGGUCAAAAGUAUUUUGUAAAAUAUUUUCAACUUUCAAAAAAUUCAAACAAAUGAAUGACGAUAAAGUUGAACAAAUUAACGAACUGGAAGCGUUAAGCGCAAUUUAUGGUUCAGAGUGGCACGAGCAAUUUGAAAUCGACAAUUGCUAUUAUAUCUGUGUUGGGCCAGAUGUACAACUGUCGGUGACACUACCCCUUGAUUAUCCAUCCAAGAGACCCCCCUUGUAUGAAUUACUAGCACCGACUUUAACCAAAGAACAAAAGGCGCAUAUUUCUAGAGAAUUUGAUGAAAUUUAUCGUACAAAUUGUGGAAGCCCCGUGUUAUUUCAAUGGAUUGAAAAACUCAAAGAGAUUGUCCACUUAUAUGUCAAAGAAAUAAAAAACACUACCAGUGAGGAAGUAGUUAAAGAAGCGGAGCCACCAACGAAGUUGCUUAAUUUUAAUAUCAUACACGGAACUACCGUGGAAGAUCGCAAGAGUAUAUUUCAAGGCCACACUUGCACCAUUCACGCAGCACAAGAUGUAAGAGAUGUUACAGAAUUGUUGCUGCAAAACAAAAAGAUCUCACAUGCCACACAUAAUAUUACAGCGUAUCGGAUAACGACACCUAAUGGCAACAUACUUCAGGACUGUGAUGACGACGGUGAAACGCACGCAGGCGGCCGAUUAUUACAUUUACUACAAAUACUAAACGUAGUAAAUGUGUAUGUUAUGGUUUCUAGAUGGUACGGAGGCAUUCAGUUAGGGCCUGAUCGGUUUCGGCACAUUAAUAAUGCCGCAAGACAGGUUUUACAGGAAGCCAAUUUUAUACCGAAGAAAGAUUAAAUAAAUUGUUCUCGCUUGUAUAAAAAUUUUAAUAUAUUUUUUAACGUUUA